Molecule: messenger RNA, 2118 nt
Organism: Scheffersomyces coipomensis
Lineage: Eukaryota; Fungi; Ascomycota; Pichiomycetes; Serinales; Debaryomycetaceae
Gene: GSY1
Product: glycogen (starch) synthase
Exons: 1
Coding region: 1-2118 (705 amino acids)
Biological process (GO): glycogen biosynthetic process
Cellular component (GO): cytoplasm
Molecular function (GO): alpha-1,4-glucan glucosyltransferase (UDP-glucose donor) activity
Source: RefSeq, a predicted model, not a curated record
AUGACAAGAGAUAUUACAAAUCAUUUACUUUUCGAAGUGGCUACUGAAGUAGCCCACAAAGUCGGUGGUAUCUAUUCCGUAUUAAAAUCAAAAGCUCCAAUCACUGUAGCUGAAUAUAGAGAACGUUAUACUUUAAUUGGUCCUUUAAAUUAUACUUCAGCUCAAAUUGAAGUUGAAGAAUUACCUGUCAAAGAUCCUUUAAUCAAACAAACCUUAGAUUCCAUGAGUGAAAGAGGUAUUCGUUGGUUAUAUGGUAGAUGGUUAAUUGAAGGUGCUCCAAGAGUUUUAUUAUUUGAUAUUCAUUCUGCUGGUCAUCUUCUUAAUGAAUGGAAAAAUGAUUUAUGGAAUAUCGCUGGUAUUCCAACUCCUGAUCAUGAUCAAGAAACAAAUGAUGCUAUUUUAUUAGGUUAUCUUGUCGCUUGGUUCUUAGGAGAAUUGGUUUAUAAUGAUAGAGAAAGAGCUGUUAUAUGUCAAUGUCAUGAAUGGUUAGCUGGUAUUGCUUUACCUUUAUGUAGAAAAAGAAGAAUUGAUGUUACAACUAUUUUCACUACUCAUGCUACUUUAUUAGGUAGAUACUUAUGUGCUGGUUCUACUGAUUUUUAUAAUAAUUUAGCUAAUUUUGAUGUUGAUGCUGAAGCUGGUAAAAGAGGUAUUUAUCAUAGAUAUUGUAUUGAAAGAUCAGCUACUCAUUCAGCUGAUGUUUUCACUACUGUUUCUCAUAUAACUGCUUUUGAAGCUGAACAUUUAUUAAAAAGAAAACCAGAUGGUGUAUUACCAAAUGGUUUAAAUGUGGUUAAAUUUCAAGCUGUUCAUGAAUUUCAAAAUUUACAUGCUUUAAAGAAACAAAAAAUUAAUGAAUUUGUUAAAGGUCAUUUCUAUGGUAAUUAUGAUUUUGAUUUAGAUAAUACCUUAUAUUUCUUUAUUGCUGGUAGAUAUGAAUUUAGAAAUAAAGGUUGUGAUUUCUUUAUUGAAAGUUUAGCCAGAUUAAAUCAUAGAUUAAAAGAAGCUGGUUCAAAUAAAACCAUUGUGGCAUUUAUUAUUAUGCCAGGUAAAACUCAUUCAUAUACUGUUGAAACUUUAAAAGGUCAAGCAGUUUUAAAACAAUUAGAAAGUACUAUUGAAGAAGUUCAAAAGAAAGUUGGUGAAAGAUUAUUUGAACAUUGUGCUAGAUUUAAUAAUACUCAUGCUCAUGGUUCAACUGGUAAUGGUGGUGAAGUUCCAUCUAUUGAUGAAUUAAUUAAACCAGCUGAUAGAGUGUUAUUAAAAAGAAGAAUAUUUGCAUUAAAGAGAGAUGGUUUACCACCUAUUGUAACUCAUAAUAUGGCAGAUGAUUCAACUGAUCCAAUUUUAAAUCAAAUUAGAAGAGUUCAAUUAUUUAAUAAACCGGAAGAUCGUGUUAAAAUUAUUUUCCAUCCUGAAUUUCUUAAUGCUAAUAAUCCAAUUUUAUCCAUUGAUUAUGAUGAAUUUGUUAGAGGUUGUCAUUUAGGUGUUUUCCCAUCAUAUUAUGAACCAUGGGGUUAUACUCCUGCUGAAUGUACUGUAAUGGGUGUUCCAUCUAUUACCACUAAUUUAUCUGGUUUUGGAUGUUAUAUGGAAGAUUUAAUUGAAAAUACUAGUGAUUAUGGUAUUUAUAUUGUUGAUAGAAGAAUGAAAUCAGUUGAUGAAUCUAUUAAUCAAUUAACUGAUUAUAUGUAUGAUUUUGCUGAAAAAAAUAGAAGACAAAGAAUUAAUCAAAGAAAUAGAACUGAAAGAUUAUCUGAUCUUUUAGAUUGGAAGAGAAUGGGUUUAGAAUAUAUUAAAGCUCGUCAAUUAUCUUUAAAGAGAGCUUAUCCUGAUAAAUUUAAAAAUGGGGCUAAUCCAUUUAAUAAUUCAUCAAAUUUGAAAUUAACUCGUCCAUUAUCAGUUCCAGGAUCUCCAAGAGGUAAAUAUGGUGUUAUGACUCCAGGAGAUUUAGGUUCAUUACAAGAAGCUCAAGAAUCUUUAAAUACUGAAGAUUAUAUUGGAUUUAAAUUAGGUGGUUUAGAAAAUGAAAAUAAUGUUGAAGAUGAAGAUGAAACCACUCAUUAUCCUUUAACUUUAAGAGGAACAUCUGCUCCACCUCAAGAUCAAGAUGAAUAA